AUGGCGCUCUCUGUAGCAGGCAGAUAUGCUAUUGUCACGGGUGGUGGCUCAGGCAUCAAUCUCGCAUUUACGAAGAAGCUUCUGUCGCGCGGCUGCUCGGUUCUGGUUGGUGAUAUAAGCCUACGACCAGAGGCCAAGGAGCUUCUGGAUCAGUAUCCGCACGAUCCAUCGACACCGCCAUCUACCGACAGGCCUGUCGCGCUCUUCAAGAAGACGGAUGUCGCGUCGUGGCCACAGCUAUCGGCGUUGACUCGAGCGGCUGAGGCGGCCUUUCCACAAAUUGACAUUGUUGUUCCUGGCGCUGGCAUCUUUGAGCCCAGAUGGAGCUCUUUCUGGGACCCUCCAAAGUCACCAACAAAUCCAGAUAGCCCGUCUCGAGACGACGCAGACGGCGAGCCGGGUCAUUACGCCGUACUAAAUGUCAAUUUGACGCACCCAAUCCGGCUCAGUCAGCUCGCAAUCGCUCACUGGACCUCACGCCGUAUUCCGGGCUCGCUGCUCGUCGUUGGUAGCAUGGCUGGAUACGUGCACGGUAUCGGGUCACCAUUAUACUUUGCUAGCAAACACGGCCUGCACGGCUUUGUGCGCAGUCUCGGCCGCCUGCGAGACACGGUAAAUAUUCGCACAGCGGCUAUUGCGCCAGGUGCCGUCAGUACACCACUAUGGAGCGGUGAUCCCGAUAAGAGCAACCUGAUCAGCUCAGACGAAAUUGCAGCCAGCGCGGAGGAUAUCGCUGACGCCAUGUUGGAGCUGCUGGAGAAUCCACAAUACGGUGAUGGGACGAUAUUUGAGGCAACGGCCAAAGGCACGCGAGUAGUCCCCGCGUUUAACGCCCCUCCACCAGACAUUGAGGAUGGAGGUAUAUCGGAGUAUGAGGCCGGCGUGUCGAGACAAUGGGAGAAGAAAAUCACAGAGGAGGGGCUAAAGGUUUAG
Molecule: messenger RNA, 933 nt
Organism: Trichoderma atroviride IMI 206040
Lineage: Eukaryota; Fungi; Ascomycota; Sordariomycetes; Hypocreales; Hypocreaceae
Cellular component (GO): cytoplasm
Molecular function (GO): oxidoreductase activity, acting on the CH-OH group of donors, NAD or NADP as acceptor
Source: RefSeq, a predicted model, not a curated record